This is a messenger RNA of Arachis ipaensis, 1801 nucleotides long. Lineage: Eukaryota; Viridiplantae; Streptophyta; Magnoliopsida; Fabales; Fabaceae. The record is from RefSeq and is a predicted model, not a curated record.
AUUAGUUCCUGUGCUGGAUUGGGUGCUUUGUCUUUGGGUUUGUGGGCUCAUGCUUAUGUCUUGAAAAGGAGUGACAAGAACAUGAUUGGUGAUGUUUUGGUUAACACUAGCUUGUGUGAUUCCUUUAAGUAAACAAAUUACAUGACUCCUAAAUGAUUCUUAGGUUAACAUACUUGUGGAUGCUUCAGUAUGCCAGAUUUGUUACUAGGUCUAUGCAAUUCUCAAAACAUUUUUUUCUUAACCUUUUGGCCUGUUCUUGGUCUGAUUGAUGUCUUAAACUUCUAAUGACAUUGUUGCAGAAUGAUCCUAAAGUCCUUAAUGGAUUUUGUUUUAUUAACCAAGCUCUGAAUGCUAUCUAAAAUACACCAACCAAAAUAUCUAUAAAUUGUUUUAAAUUGAUAUAACUGAUGUGAGUAUGUGACGAAUAAGCAUUGCAAGUAAGACAAGUGCAACUAAUAUGUUCUAAAUUCAUGAAUUCUUGGCUUCACUUGGGCCAUUGUCAUAUUUAAUUGAACACAUAAAGCUUCUCUCUCUGGCUCUCUGAUUUUGUCUCUUCUGUUUCUGUGGCAGGAUAUUAUAUGACAAGCGAUAUAAUCUCUUCCAUUAUCCAGUCUCAGACAAAGAUGCUCUUAACUAUCACUCAAUUAUCCAGAACCCGAUGGACAUGGUAACCAUGUUACAGCGUGUUGAUAAUGGCUGGUAUAUUACACGUUCUGCAUUCCUCCAGGACAUCGAUCUUAUUGUUUCCAAUGCAAAGGUUUACAAUGGAGAGGAUUACAACGGUGCUUGGAUUGUGAGUAGAGCUUGUCAGCUCCGUGAUGUGGUGCAUGAGAUGAUCUCACAGAUGGAUCCAGCAUUAGUUGCAUACUGUGACAAGAUUGCUGCCCAAGGUGGCCCGGUUCAUUUGUCUAAUGAAUUAAGGGGGUCUACAUUCCCUGCUACUCCCGUUGUACAACUGGGAACUGCCACUAAAUUGAGUGCUCGACUUCGUAAUGUCGAACCAGAGGUUAGUGUGGAUCAGAGCUAUGAAGCAUUGAAGCACACUAAGAAGAGUUCUGAUGUUGCACGUGGAGCAAAAGAUAAGUCAGGACAAGAGCCUUUACCAUCCAAGAGUCAAACCCAAUCAACUUAUGGGAAUUUGCAUGGAACGGGUACAAAUGAAAGUGUUCAUGGUAGCAGUCUUGAAGACGCCACGAUAUCAGAUACUGAACUUUCAACAAGAUUGCAAUCUAUUAAGCAGCUUUUUGUUGAGCGCAGCGACGGUUACAGCAUUCCACAGCUCAAAAGGCUCUACUCACGAAUGAUGAAGAGGGUUUCCCAAACCAAACUUGAUUGUAAGACCUCAGCUUUGAGUUUUUUAUUAAACUUUGUUGAGGAUGAUCCAAAUUUUUAAAUUACUGUGAAGAAGGGAAAGGUUCUAAGUUGAAGGUCGUAAUACACAAAUCAAACUAAAUAAAUUUAUUUACAGGCAUUCUUUUCCUCAAAUCCAGAGUAGCAUAGCUAUAGGAAACCACAAGAUGUAGCUAUAGGAUGCUAGGAUUAAAUGUCUAUGGUAAUUACAUGCCAAACUCUGCUGGCAUGGAUAAAUUUUACAAGUUGGCAUUUUUUAAGAUAUCUUUGUUGUUUAGAUAUUGAAAUUGAUGUUUAGAUAAUUUUCUGUUCAACGGUUGAUAUGCUAACAAAAUGAAGCCUGUAAUCUAUCAUUCACUGUCUUACUUGUAUAUAUAAAGAAUCAAACUCAACACUGCUUCGAGGUACAUGCUCUUGAUAUACUUUGAAAUGUGCAUGUUGCACCACUCAA